AGCAGAAGUGUAGUUUGUUUACCGCGUGUGGGAUUUUGUGAUAUGUUGUGAUAGCCUUUGCUGUUGUUAUUGUGAUUGAAAAUGACUAAAAUCAAACCAAAGAAAGUUACUACAGCAAAUCCCGCAGCAGCGUCUAGCCCCCCGCCAGUAGCAAAUCUCAGCACGUUCAAUUUAUGUAAAUUAAUAAAGUUAUUAAACAGAAAAAAAUUAUUGGCCCUCAAAUGGUUUCAGAGAAUAGGCAUGCUGAACAGAGAAACAGCGUGUGAUAAUUGCGGCAGGCCGAUGACACUGGUUCACCGACAAAAUUGCACCGGCUCCAGAGCUGACAAGUAUGAGUGGGAGUGCAAUAAAUGUCGAAUGUGUACCAAGUCCCUAAGAAAUGGCACUGUUUUCCAAUCUAGUAAAUUGUCACUUCAGAAAAUUACGAUUCUGAUGUAUUUUUGGGCACAUGAUUUUCCACCAUGCGUUGCUCAGAGAGAACUUUCGAUUACUGUGCGUACUGUUAAUAAGUGGUAUCUAUUGUGUCAGGAGGCCUGCAUGGAUGCGCUGAUCAGAAAUACUUCUAAGCUUGGAGGAGAAGGACGCAACCUAGAAGUUGUAGAGGGCAAACUUGGGAAGAGGGCAGUAGAUAAUUACAGGACCCCAGCAGAGCACCCUGUCAUUGGCGUUAUUGAUGUUGACAAUGGUAGCUGCUUUUUGCAGGUAGUGAUAGGUAACACAAAAGCUACACUGAUAACUUUACUGAAAGAGAGGAUUGCAAAUGGAACUACACUUCACUCAAAAUGCUGGAGGCUUCGUGAAUGCUAUAGUGACGAUAAAUUCUGUAAAGUUGUCAAGAAUCAUAAACUUACUCUCAGUAAUGAAGUGGGAAACACCUUUCAAAAACUUCAUGCUAAAGUGUGUAAAUCAGGAGAUAAUGUGGGCACAGAAUUGUCAUUUGAUCCAUUAUUGUGCGCUGCCAUUUACAAGAAUGCCAUGAAAAAUGAAGAAUUUUUCUUUGUGAAAUUUCUCGGAGAACUAGGAACCCUAUAUCGUGAUGGAAUUCGAUAUGAGAUGAUGAGCCAGUUGGAGCACACUGAUUCGGUAAGUAAUAACAACAGAUUGCAACUUUUUAAUGGUCAAAAGCUGACAUUAGUAAUUAGUAAGAUACCAAAAUUUCUGUAG
Molecule: messenger RNA, 1164 nt
Organism: Schistocerca serialis cubense
Lineage: Eukaryota; Metazoa; Arthropoda; Insecta; Orthoptera; Acrididae
Exons: 2
Coding region: 82-1164 (360 amino acids)
Source: RefSeq, a predicted model, not a curated record